This is a messenger RNA of Actinia tenebrosa (Australian red waratah sea anemone), 335 nucleotides long. RefSeq lists its product as uncharacterized. The record is from RefSeq and is a predicted model, not a curated record. NCBI's taxonomy places the organism in Eukaryota, Metazoa, Cnidaria, Anthozoa, Actiniaria, Actiniidae.
CAAUCAGUCGUUGCCUUAUCAUUUGCAGUAGGUGUUCAAGCCACAACGUACGUUCUGUAAAAACUGACAAGAUGAAGAAUGCUGUCUUUGUUAUCUAUAUUUUACUUGUUGCAAACUACGCUUCAGGGGGAGGGGUCCUACCUCCAUCUCCUCAAGCUACUACAAGUGCAGUGACAUCGACGCCGACGCCAACGCCAUCUGCGUCGUCAACGCCAACGCCAACUGCGUCGUCAACGCCAACGCCAACAUCAUCGUUCUCACCAACACCUGCCAGUCCGGGAGUUGCAUCAAGGAGUGUCACAUCGUCCACUCAUUCUACUACUGCAAGUAAGUAG